Messenger RNA from Saccostrea echinata, 722 nucleotides. Its product is annotated as neo-calmodulin-like. The coding region runs from base 229 to 687 and encodes 152 amino acids. Gene Ontology annotation, molecular function: enzyme regulator activity; calcium ion binding. The record is from RefSeq and is a predicted model, not a curated record. NCBI's taxonomy places the organism in Eukaryota, Metazoa, Mollusca, Bivalvia, Ostreida, Ostreidae. The transcript is spliced from 5 exons.
AAACUACCUGAUUUCUUUUAACAUUACGUAAGGAUAUUAAAUAAACGAAAAUACGAAACGUCUGUAUUGCCUGUAUUUUAAACAUUAAGAGAGAAAAACCAAAUCUACUGAAGUCAUAAACUGACACGUCUUUGUAAGUGUCAACCUCACGGCAAAUGUAGGAUAAAUUAAUGCCAAAAGAAAAUAGUAAACGAGUACAUGGAUUAACCUUCAAAAGAUCUACACAAAAUGGAAAAUUUUACGAAAGAACAAAUAGAAGAGUACCGCCAAGCAUUUCGUGUGUUUGAUAAGGAUGGUGACGGGACGAUUUCUACAGAAGAAUUAGGUGUGGUUCUUCGAUCCCUAGGACAGAACCCCUCUCCUGAGGAACUUGAUGAUCUAGUGGAAGCCAUAGAUGUUGAUGGAAAUGGAAUCAUCGAUUUUAGUGAAUUUUUGCAAAUGAUGGCAAGAAAAAUGCAAGAAGUAGAUGUUGAAAAUGACAUAAGAGAGGCAUUCAAAGUCUUCGACAAAGAAAACAAAGGCUACAUUACUGCGUCAGAGCUACGUCAUAUAAUGACGAAUUUGGGUGAAAAACUCUCUGAUGAUGAGGCUGAUGAGAUGCUCCUCGAGGCCGAUAGGGACGGUGAUGGACAAAUUGAUUACGAAGAAUUCACAGCAAUGUUGGCCGGGGGACUGAAGCAGCAGUAAUCCAGAGAGAGAGAGAGAGAGAGAGAGAGAGAGAG